AUGGCUGUGACCAGUCACCGGAACAUCGACCUGCGGUCAGCCAAUCCCUUCGAACAUGUGGAAUUCCUUCCUGAUCUGUCGGGGGAGCUGGACGAGUAUCCGUUCUUCGCAGACAAGAAGGUCGAAACCGAGCUGCCAGCAACUCCAUUGCAAUACCAGAUUCUCGAGUCUGACACGGUGCAGUGGUGCAAGCUCAAUCUAGUCCUGCCGCAGCAACCCCCUCCCAGCUUGACACACAUCCAGUGGACCUGGAAAGCCCUGACCUCUCAUCAUACAUGCCUCCGCACAGCCUUCGCCGUUGACAACCAAUCGGGUCAGAUUAUCCAGCAGGUGCGUCUGCAGGCCUCCGAAGCGCGAUGGCAUGUAGACCCUACAUGGACGCCGCCAUCGUCGGGUCCCUCCACGCCGGCGGAAUCUACGCCGUUCGAAGGCGAAGAUCUCCUAAAAUCCCUGGCGCGGCUGACAGUCCAUCGGAAUCCUCUUUCACCUUUUUAUCGGGUGACUCUCCAAAUCCACCGGGCUCUCGUGGACACCACGUCUCUUGGUCUCAUCAGGCGCGACUUCGCGCUCCUUUAUUGCGGGUUGCCCAUUCCAGAGCAUACACCGCUGCGGUCCUAUCUGAUUCGUCAUCUUGCUGCAAAACAUUUAGCUGCAAGCCGUACCUUCUGGCAGGACACUCUUCAUGAUGUGACCGGUAAGAGCAGCCGACUACAGAUUUGGGAGCCGGUCAGUCAGCGAUCAACUGUUUCCAUGACGUUGGCGGACCACGACGUUGCCGGCCUGGCCGAGCUGGAAAUAGCAUGUGGCUGGCCCCGUCAAAUCCUAUACGAAGCUCUCUGGGCCACCGUUCUGCACUAUCAUCAUAGUCAACGGGACGUCCUCUUCGCAGCCUCCCGGCGGGAUGCCAGCUUUCCUGGGGUGGAGUCCUGUGUUGGACUGAUUGACCAAAUCUACCCCGUGCGGGUCUCCGUGAGCCCAGAGGAGACCUUCAAGGAACUGUUCACCCGGUUGGAAGUCUAUCAUGCCGCUGCCUCACCUCAUGGCUAUCUUGGGUAUCGCGAAAUUACUCGUGACAUGACAGCACCCGUCGACUCGGUCAUCACGUAUGCUCCCGACCUGGGGGGUCCAAGCCUGGCUGGCCAACUCACCGGAUUCCCCUUGGCUGUGUUUAUCACCGGGGUUAGCAAAGUGCAGAUUACCUGCUGUUACAACGCGAGUAUUCCUGCUCCUGACGUGGACAUUCUGGUGCAGCAUUUUGUCCAGGCUCUGUCGAGUGCGGCUCGCAAGUUCUACCUUCCUCAUUCCAUCAUCAGCCAUGUGGAACUUGCCUCGGAAGAAGAGAAGAGCCAGAUUGUCCGGAGCGCCGCACAGUCAGCCCGAGAAUUGGAACCCUCCAAAAACAGUGUGACUCAGCUCUUUGAGGAGCAGGUCGCUCGCAGCCCCGAGCGAACUGCGGUGGAGUUCGAGCACGACCGGCUCAGCUUCGCCGAGCUGAAUGCACAGGCCAACCGAGUCGCGCGCGUCCUAGGGCCGGUGCGUGGUGAAAUUAUCCCCCUAUGCAUCGACCGCUCAAUCACCCUUAUCGUCGGGAUUCUGGCUGUUCUCAAAGCGGGCGCCGCCUACACAAUCCUCGAUCCCGAUGGCGCCACAGAGAGGAAUCGUCGCAUUGCAGAGAACUGUGAUGCUCCGGUGGUCCUGGCCAACCGAGCGUAUUGUGCAGAGCUGCCUAAAGCGCGGCCCAUUGAGGAUUGCCUUCGACUGGCACAGACACUGGAGCCAUUCAACCUGUCGCUGGACGUCGAGCCCGAGGAGCGCUGCUAUCUGAUCUACACGUCCGGGUCCACGGGAAUCCCCAAGGGAGUUGUCGUCUCACAUGGAGCCGCGACAGCCGGCAUACAGCAUCAUUCGUUGAAUGGGUUGCAGCGUUGGCUGCUCUUCUACAGCCCGAGCUUUUCGGCGGCGCAGCGGACCAUGCUGGCUACGUUGGUGCACGGCGGUACGUUGCUGCUGGCAAGCAAAGCGCGUCUGAUUUCCGAGCUGCCGGCUGUGGUCACAGAAAUGCAGGUUGAGGCCAUGGGCAUCACCCCGUCCGCCCUGUCAGUUCUUGAGCCGUCGCAGGUGCCACAUGUGAAACAAAUCACGCUCGUCGGCGAGGCCAUUCCACCAGAGAUGGUUGAGCUCUGGUCAGGCCAAGUCCAGCUCCGCAACACCUUUGGCCUAAGCGAAUGCACGCAGCUGAACUUCGGCUGCAUCUUGACCCCUGGAAGCAACCCAUGUAUCGUAGGUCGGCCCGCAGAUACCACCCGAGCCUAUGUGUUACUGCCAGAAACUACAGAGCUGGCCCCCAUCGGUGUCUCGGGCGAGCUCUGCCUGGCGGGCCCCCAGCUGGCCUCUGGGUAUCUCCACGACGUGGAGCAGACCGAACGCGCUUUCAUUCCCAACCCCUUUGGCCUCGGCCAGCUCUAUCGCACAGGAGAUGUGGCACGUAUGCACUCGGACGGUUCAUUCGAGAUUCUGGGGCGCCUGGACUGGCAGGCCAAGAUUGACGGCCAGAAGGUGAACCCGGCCGAGAUUGACCAGGCGCUCCGGCAUCACACCAACGUCGGGGCCUCCGCAACGGUGGUUCUCGAUCUCUCCGGCCGACCCCGGCUACUGUCCGCUAUUGUUAUGAACUCCGAUGUGCCCUCAUGGUCCGAUGUGCUGCCAUCCAUCCGUGAACUGGCGGCCGAAACACUCCCGCGCUACAUGAUACCCUCCUUCUGGCUGCCGAUGAAGAAACUCCCAACGACUGGAAACGGCAAGACGGACGUCAAGCGCAUCCAAGAAAUGGCCGUGGAACUCGGAGUGGCUCGUCUGGCUCAAUUCAGUGCUCCCGAUGUCGAGGCAAAUGAUGGCUCUCUCGACGCGGAGCAGACUGGCAUCGCAGAGGCAUGGUCUGAGGUUCUAGUCGAUGCCAUUAAGGCCGUCGGAGUCCAUCGCCGACGUGGUCUGGUAAUAGAACUUGAGACUUUGCUGGACGGCUCGUCAGUGGAGCAGACCGCUGCCGCAGGCUUUGCCUUUCAGAAACAACACAUCGAUGCCCCAGAGGCAUUCUCCCUGGUUCCAAAAGAUGCCGCUAGCUUGUUACACGACAAUUCAGACCUCUCAGACGCCUACCCAGCCACACCGUUGCAGGAAGGCAUUCUAGCCACGUCGCUGCAGAGCGAGGGAGAGGACCGCUACGCCUACCAGCGCGUGUGGGAUGUUUCACACCUCGACCUGCAACGCCUACAAACCAGCUUUAAGCACGUCUUUGCGCAACGAGACAUCCUCCGGACAUCAUUUAUGCCGCACCGCGCCGGCUUUCUGCAGCUCGUUCGAUCCGAUCUCACCCUGCCAUGGGUUGUACUCGAUCAGAGUUUGGAGGAGUAUCUGGCGGUCGAUAAAAGCCAGCGAUUCGCCAUGUCUGAUCUACAACUGCGUCUGGCUGUUCUCUCACGCGGCUCACAGAGUCUGCUCGUGGUGACCAUGCAUCACGCCCUCUUCGAUUACUGGUCCCAUAGGUUCCUGUACGAGGAUGUUGCAGCUACGUAUUUGGGCCACCCGGUGCCUUCCCGACCCUCCUUCAGCCACGUCAUUCGACAUCUGCAAUCUCUACCCCUGGAAGAAUAUGAUGCUUUCUGGCAGAGCUAUCUGUCCAACACGGAACCCACCCAGCUGAAUACGACUCCCCAGCGUGAGACCAGAAUCGUUCAACAGACUCUGCCUAUCGACUUGCGGCAGGCGCUGCAGCUGCACGGGCUCUCCCCGGGGGCUGCUAUCUACAUGGCAUGGGGGAUCGUGCUGGGCCGGCGAACAAGUAGCUCGGAAGUGCUCUUCGCGACAGCCUUAGCCGGCCGCGACAUCCCCGUGGUGGAAGUGGAACACAUCGAUGGGCCUACUCUCAACAUGGCUCCCCUCCGCUUAUCAAUUCCCGCGGACUCCUCGCUUCUAGACCUGAUCCAAAUCGUGAGCCGCGACCUCUUGCACGACCGUUCUGACAAGGAGCGAACAAUGUGGCAACCCUUUGGCAAGAGACCGCCAUGGGAGUCCGAGUUUACCACGCUGGAAGUUGUCACGAAUGAUCCCGGGCAUCUCCAGAUCACCCUAACUGCCAAAAUGGAAGAGCGCCAGGCCCAGUUCAUCAUGGAAUCCUUCUGCCGCAUUCUUCUGGCUGUGUUGGAGGAUCCACAUCAACCAGCCUCCGCAGUAGAUGUCAUUGGUAACACUGAGAGAGAAUUCCUGUCGAACGAGCUGUCCAAUCGCCGCCAGCUUCAUGUGCCUUGGCCUGAGCUGCUGCAGGAGGCCUUCGAACGACAUGCGGCGGGCACGCCGGAGGCAAUCGCCAUUGACUGGAACGGGGAAGACACCACUUCGUACCUACAGCUGGAUCUGCGAGCCAACCAGCUGGCCAACGAGUUGGUCCAGCGUCAUGGUGUCUCCGUUGGAGACAUGAUUCCACUGAUGUUGGAUAAGUCGGUUGAUAUGCUGGUUGCCAUUCUCGGGGUCAUGAAAGCCGGGGCGGCCUAUGUGCCGCUGAGCCCAGACAAUCCCCUAGACCGCAAUGCGUUCAUCAUCGGCGAGGUCCAGGCCAGGCUGGUCAUCACCCAGACCGUCCAUUCCACGUUAAUUCCUAUCAACGACGGUCUUUCCCACAUGCACAUAGAUCAGCUGCCGCUGGCUGAUGUUUCCACCGAACGGCCUAAUGUCUCUGUCACCCCCGACCAACCGGCGUAUGUGAUCUACACCUCGGGAAGCACCGGCAUGCCGAAGGGCGUGAAGGUGCCCCCACCGCGCUGCGGCUGCCGCGGUGUGCAGGACUUCUUCAACACCCUCAGCACAGGAGGUACCCUCUGCCUGGCUCCCACUGAUCAGCUCCAGUCGGACCUGGCGGGCCGGAUUCGCACCAUGAAGGUCCGCCAGGCCAUUUUGACUCCCACGGUCGCCAAGCUGCUAGAUCCCCGCGAAUUGCCAUCCUUCUGCACGAUGAUUGUGGGGGGCGAGCCCCUAACACGAGAUGUCAUUGACAAAUGGGCGCAGCACGAGCUACUAAACGUGUACGGGCCUACGGAGACCGCGAUGGUAGUGACCACCAAGGCCGUCUGGGAUGGGGUCCGGCCGAGCAACAUUGGAGCGCCGUUCCCCACGGUCAUGGCGUUUAUUCUUCAGGCCGAUGGGCUCGACCUGGUUCCAUACGGCGGCGUAGGCGAGCUCUGUAUUGCCGGGCCACAGGUCACUGAUGGAUAUUUGAACCGCGAUGAGCUGACUGCGGCAGCUUUCGUUCGGAAUAUGGAACGUAUGUAUCGCACCGGCGAUCUGGCUCGAUGGCUUCCCGGUGGAGAAAUCGAAUGCCUGGGCCGCAAGGACAACCAAGUCAAGAUCCAUGGACACCGGAUCGAGCUGGCCGAGAUAGAACAUGCCAUCUACCAGACAGGUUUGGUGCAUGACGCGAUCGUGAUACCGAUCCAGGUCAAUCAGCGAACCCAUCUCGCCGCCUUCUGUAUAUUUACCCCGAUGCGCUCCAGCGACAUUCAAGAUGCAGAUGGCGACUAUCACGGCUUCCGGUCACAGCUCCGAGAGGGCCUUACCACGCUGACACCGUACAUGAUGCCAAAGUACGUGUUUCCGAUGGGCGACCUUCCCAAGUUGCCGUCACGCAAGACGGACCGGAAGCUCCUUCGAAAAUCUGCCGAAGACAUGGAUUCCAUAAAUCGCAACCGCUACAGCUUCGAUGCGAGCGAUGCACAACACACCGUCGUCCCGGUAGAGACCGUGGCGGAAAUGACCCUGGAGAGCCUGUGGAUGCAAGUGCUGGACUCUCCCGCCGAAAGUUUGGGCAAGAAGGCAAACUUCCUGGCCCUAGGUGGCGACUCGAUCGCGGCCAUCAGUCUCGCUAGUCGAGCCCGCAGUGCGGGCUACGUUCUAAGUGUCAAGAAUAUCCUGCGUAGCGGCGAAUUGGGCCGGAUGGCUGCAACUAUGCAAGUCCGCGAGGCCGAGACUGACACGGAGCCUCUGAGAGCAUUUGACGUCCCCACAGCGGUUGCUGAUGCCAUCCAGCAGGCAGGGCUCCAUAUGGAACGGGAUGUCGAUUACGUAUAUCCCUCACCCCCAGGCCAAGUCGAAUUUCUGACGCAGGGUGCUCGUCCCGAGCAGAUGUGGGUCCUUAUGGCGGUUCGUCGCAUGCCAGAUGGAUUCGAUGUUGACAAAUGGGUGGAGGCCACUACCAAGUUAACAGAGGUCGAUGAUAUCCUGCGCAGCUCAUGGCUGCGCGCAUCUGAUUCCCAGUGGUACGGCGUCGUCCUGAACCGGAGGGUGCCCACGGUCACCUUCGCCCGCUGCGAGGACGAGGAGCAAAGAGCCCUGUUCAUCGAGGCCUUCUGGGAUGAGCAAUUCGUCUUUGGGACGCCCUUCAUCAAGUUCGCCGUCCUUACCUACCUGGACGGUGCCUGUGACGUGGUCAUCAAGAUGAACCAUGCGGUAUACGAUGGAACCUUGCUGCGCAUCCUGGAUGAUCAUUUUGCGGCCAUCUGCCAAGGUCUCCCAGCCCCGGCCCAUGGCCAGUUCCGGGACUUUGCGUUAAAUGUAUAUCGCUCCGAUCGGAAUUCCUCGCGCGCAUUCUGGCAUAAGACUCUUGCUGGCAAGGACAAUCGCUUUCCCGAAUGUGAGAACCCGCGGAUCGACGCGUCUAUCCGUCGCAUCUUCGCCACCGAUCUGGAGCCAAUGGCGCAUGCGGCUGGGGUCACUAUCCCCGUAAUCUUCCAGGCCGCCUACCAGGUGUGGCUCUCCCGAGCCACUGCGCGAUCGGAUGUCGGGUUUGACUAUUUGCUCAGCGGUCGCAAUGUCGAUAUGGGCCCCGUCGAUCCCCAGACGGUCAACGGUACCCUGGCCAAUUUCCUCCCGGUCCAGUGCAGUGUCGACUCGACGACAUCGAUGGUCCAGUACCUUCAAGACACGCAGGAUCUGUUCUGGGCGAUCACCGAGCAUGGCAACAUGGGCCUCGAUGAGAUCUACGAGGUCGCCGGUGUCUCGCGUGUCACCUCUGGCAACGGGUCUCUUUUCCUCUUCCAGCCAUUCGAGCCCUCGGACAAUGCGGAUGAACUCCGCUGGCUGGUCAUGGCCAAGUCGCAAGUGCGGAUGUUCCAACCGUAUGGGCUGGUGGUUGAAGUCGCGAAGGCAGGCCAGUUGCAACAUCGGCUCACGGUCAUGUAUGACCAAGGCCACUUCACCGAAGUGGAGGCCAGCGGAAUCGCGGAUGCCCUUAUAACUAUCGUGGAGGAAAUGGCAGGCGCUGUGUCAUCACCUGGGCGCCGUCUUGGGGAGAUCUUCAUAGAUCUACAAGCAGCCGAUGGGACAAUUGCCUAA
Penicillium argentinense is the source of this 7380-nucleotide messenger RNA. It is a transcript of the gene sidE, whose product is annotated as nonribosomal peptide synthase SidE. Lineage: Eukaryota; Fungi; Ascomycota; Eurotiomycetes; Eurotiales; Aspergillaceae. Gene Ontology annotation, cellular component: cytoplasm. Bases 1 to 7380 code for a protein of 2459 amino acids. The record is from RefSeq and is a predicted model, not a curated record. The transcript is spliced from 7 exons. Gene Ontology annotation, molecular function: catalytic activity; phosphopantetheine binding. Gene Ontology annotation, biological process: secondary metabolite biosynthetic process; amino acid activation for nonribosomal peptide biosynthetic process.